This is a messenger RNA of Lethenteron reissneri (Far Eastern brook lamprey), 429 nucleotides long. RefSeq names its product TOX high mobility group box family member 3-like. NCBI's taxonomy places the organism in Eukaryota, Metazoa, Chordata, Hyperoartia, Petromyzontiformes, Petromyzontidae. Gene Ontology annotation, molecular function: chromatin DNA binding. Gene Ontology annotation, biological process: regulation of transcription by RNA polymerase II. Gene Ontology annotation, cellular component: nucleus. The record is from RefSeq and is a predicted model, not a curated record.
AUGUACUUGGCGUUGCCCGUGUGGCUACUGCGAGACGGGCAGUACAUACUGACGGUGACCCCGGCGACCUCCGCGACCCCGGUGACCCCCGCGACCCCGGUGACCCCCACGACCCCGGUGACCCCGGUGCGGCCCCACUCGGCCUACGCGCUCUUCUUCCACGACACUCUGGCGGCCGUCAGGGGCCAGCACCCUGACGUCUCCUUCGGGGAGGCCUCGCGCAUCGCCGCCAACACGUGGGGCAGCCUCGCCCACCAGCACAAGCAGGUUUACAAGAAGAAGGCUGACGAUGCCAAGAAGGAAUAUCUGAAGGCGUCGGUGGCCUACAAGGCCAAGUUAGCCGCCAAGGUGAGGAGUCGGAAGCACGAGCAGCAGCAGAAGCGUCGUCGGUUCGUUCGUACGGAGUCUCACCCCCAGGGUCUAGAGUAG